GCCUUCUAUUGGUUAUCGUAUGGAAUGUUCUAGAAGAUACGAGUAGCGCAGUAUAUAAGCAAUUUAUACAUCGAUCUCGUCCGAUUUGAUACUAAACCGUAGUAGCGUAAGUACGCUUGAGAAGUUUUUCUUCGAAUAUUUAUUUAAUUUAAUACAAGAUAAUGGCAAAAGCACCCGCAGUCGGUAUUGAUCUUGGUACUACCUACUCUUGUGUAGGAGUAUUUCAACAUGGAAAAGUGGAGAUCAUUGCUAAUGAUCAAGGGAACAGGACCACCCCAUCCUAUGUGGCCUUUACAGACACAGAACGUCUCAUCGGAGAUGCUGCCAAAAAUCAAGUUGCGAUGAACCCCAAUAAUACUAUAUUUGAUGCAAAACGUCUUAUUGGGCGUCGCUUUGAGGACACCACAGUUCAAGCCGAUAUGAAACAUUGGCCAUUCGAAGUCAUCAGCGAUGGUGGUAAACCCAAAAUUCAAAUAGUAUACAAAGGAGAAACGAAAUCAUUUUACCCAGAAGAAGUUAGUUCAAUGGUAUUAACAAAAAUGAAGGAAACUGCUGAAGCGUAUUUAGGAAAAAAUAUUACAAAUGCUGUAAUCACUGUACCUGCCUACUUCAACGAUUCGCAACGUCAAGCAACCAAAGAUGCUGGCACCAUUUCAGGAUUGCAUGUACUGCGUAUUAUCAACGAACCUACCGCAGCCGCCAUUGCUUACGGUUUAGACAAAAAAGGAGCGGGCGAAAGGAACGUCCUCAUCUUUGAUUUGGGCGGUGGUACCUUCGAUGUGUCGAUUCUUACAAUAGAAGAUGGUAUUUUUGAAGUCAAGUCUACUGCCGGUGACACUCACUUGGGAGGAGAAGAUUUCGACAAUCGUAUGGUGAAUCAUUUUGUACAGGAAUUCAAGCGGAAGUACAAAAAAGAUUUACCUCCAACAAACGUGCUGUACGUCGUCUCAGAACAUCUUGCGAAAGAGCAAAGCGAACCCUGUCGUCCUCCUCAAGCGAGCAUCGAAAUUGACUCUUUGUUUGAAGGUAUCGACUUCUACACAUCGAUCACCAGAGCUCGUUUUGAAGAGUUGAACGCAGAUCUGUUCCGUUCCACCAUGGAUCCUGUGGAAAAAUCUUUGCGCGAUGCCAAAAUGGACAAAGCGCAAAUUCACGACAUUGUCCUGGUAGGAGGCUCCACUCGUAUUCCUAAGGUACAAAAACUUCUUCAAGAUUUCUUCAACGGCAAGGAAUUAAACAAAUCUAUUAAUCCCGAUGAAGCUGUUGCCUACGGUGCCGCAGUUCAAGCUGCAAUUCUUCACGGUGAUAAAUCUGAAGAAGUUCAAGACCUGCUGCUUUUGGAUGUCACCCCACUUUCACUCGGUAUUGAAACCGCAGGAGGUGUGAUGACAGCUUUAAUCAAACGUAACACCACAAUUCCUACAAAACAAACCCAAACAUUUACCACUUAUUCCGAUAAUCAGCCUGGAGUCUUGAUUCAAGUUUAUGAAGGAGAACGUGCCAUGACCAAGGAUAACAACCUUCUUGGUAAAUUUGAACUUACUGGCAUUCCACCUGCGCCCCGUGGUGUUCCCCAAAUCGAAGUUACCUUCGACAUUGAUGCGAACGGUAUUUUGAAUGUAACUGCCGUCGAAAAGUCCACCAACAAAGAAAACAAAAUUACCAUUACCAACGACAAAGGCCGUCUUAGCAAAGAAGAUAUUGAACGUAUGGUUAACGAUGCGGAGAAGUACAGAUCUGAAGAUGAAAAACAAAGAAACACCAUCUCUGCAAAGAACGCACUUGAAUCUUAUUGCUUCAAUAUUAAGAGCACAAUUGAAGAUGAAAAACUUAAGGAUAAGAUCACUGAAAGCGAUAAAACCACUGUUAUGGAAAAAUGCAACGAGGUCAUUGCUUGGUUGGAUGCCAACCAGUUGGCCGAAAAAGAAGAGUACGAACACAAACAGAAGGAAUUGGAAGGCAUUUGCAAUCCGAUUAUUACAAAAUUGUACCAAGGCGCUGGCGGACCAGGAGGUAUGCCCGGAGGUAUGCCUGGCGGUUUCCCAGGUGCGGGUGGAGCUGCUCCCGGUGGUGGAGCUCCUGGAGCAGGUGGUGCUGGCCCAACAAUUGAAGAAGUCGAUUAAACACUUAUUUGCAUUCCUAAUAGUUUUUAUUCAGUAUUAUUAUUGUUGUUGUAGGAUAUUUGUAGCGUUCAGUUAAUGACAAUGCAAACUUUAAUAAAUCAGUCAGAAAUUA
This is a messenger RNA of Photinus pyralis (common eastern firefly), 2235 nucleotides long. Its product is annotated as heat shock 70 kDa protein cognate 4-like. The record is from RefSeq and is a predicted model, not a curated record. Lineage: Eukaryota; Metazoa; Arthropoda; Insecta; Coleoptera; Lampyridae. Gene Ontology annotation, molecular function: misfolded protein binding; ATP hydrolysis activity; heat shock protein binding. Gene Ontology annotation, biological process: vesicle-mediated transport; cellular response to unfolded protein; protein refolding. Gene Ontology annotation, cellular component: nucleus; cytoplasm; cytosol.